CAUGGAUGAAUCCAACAUGGGCUUUUCGAAAACUAACCGUUCUUCCUUCGUGGCUCUCAUCUCUCGCUUCCUCGUCCGGUUUUCCUCCUUCGUCACCACUUUUCAUCCUAGAUUCAGAACAAUUAUGCCGUCUGCUGUCCAUUUGUGGAAGAGAAGGCUAUUUCAAAGUUGGAUCUUCAAUCCAUGGCUCCUUAAUCAAGAACCCACUAUUCAGUAACCUUGAUAACCCUAUCCACCAUCGAUAUAACCUUGCCGUUUGGAAUUCUCUCCUCUUUCUCUAUUCCAAAUGUGGGUACUUGUCUGAUGCAUCCAAACUGUUUGACAAAAUGCCAGUGAGAGAUGCUGUGUCCUGGAAUACAAUUAUAUCCGCGGUUUUCAGGAAAGGUUUGUUUGAUGUUGGAUUUGAUCAUUUCAAGACGUUGUAUGGUUCUUUUGGUGUUCAUCGUUUCGAUCGAGGAACCAUCACCACCAUUUUAUCUGUGUGUGAAGGAUUGGAGUUCUCUAAUGUUCAUAAGAUGAUGCAUUCCUUGGUAUUUAAACAUGGGUACGAGCGGGAAACCACAGUAGCAAAUGCUUUAAUGACAGCAUAUUUUGGUAGUGGGCGUUUCUGUUCAGGAAGGCAAGUUUUUAUAGAGACCGACAAUCGAAAUGUAGUUACUUGGACAGCAAUGAUCUCCGGACUUGCACAAAAUCAAUAUUAUGAAGAAAGCUUAAAGGUGUUUGUAAAAAUGCUUAAAGGGUCGGUGUCUCCCAAUUCAUUGACAUACUUGAGUUCGAUACAGGCAUGUUCUGGCUUGCAGGCACUUAAAGAAGGGUGUCAAAUACAUGGGCUUGUUUUGAAAUUGGGUAUGCACCUGGAUUUGCAUAUAGAAAGUGCACUUACGGAUAUGUACUCUAAAUGUGGCAGCAUGCCACAAGCAUGGCAGAUUUUCGAGUCUGCUCAAGUUCUUGAUGAGGUUUCCAUGACGGUGAUUCUCGCCGGUUUUGCACAAAAUGGUUGUCAGGAAGAAGCUGUUGAGGUAUUUGUGAGGAUGGUGAAAGAGGGAAUCGAGAUUGAUCCAAACAUGGUCUCUGCCAUCCUAGCAGUGUUUGGUGCUGAAACGUCCUUGGCUUUCGGUAAGCAAAUCCAAUCUUUAAUCACUAAAAAAGGGUUUUGUUCAAAUCCCUUUGUUAGCAAUGGGCUAAUCAACAUGUAUUCCAAGUGUGGUGAAUUGGAGGAGUCGAUCAAAGUCUUUGAAGGAAUGCAUCAGAAAAAUCCAGUCUCGUGGAACUCCAUGAUUGCUGCUUUCGCUCGUCAUGGUAAUGCUUCAAAAGCUCUUCAAUUAUACGAAGAGAUGAAACAACAAGGUAUUAAACCAACAGACAUUACCUUUCUCUCGUUGCUUCAUGCUUGUAGUCAUGUAGGUUUAGUAAGUAAAGGCAUGGUGUUUUUGGAAUCCAUGGAGAAAGAGUAUGCAAUUAGUCCAAGAAAGGAGCAUCAUGCUUGUAUAGUUGACAUGUUAGGCCGAGCAGGGCUUCUGAAUGAAGCCAAAAGUUAUAUCGAGGGACUGCCCGUAAAGCCUGAUGUACAACUUUGGCAAGCACUGUUAGGUGCUUGUAGCAUUCAUGGUAACUCAGACAUGGGGAAGUAUGCAGCCACCCAGUUGUCUGUUGCAGCACCAGAUAGCCCUGUGCCUUACGUGUUGAUGGCCAACAUAUAUUCUUCCAAAGGAAGAUGGAUAGAGAGAGCUGAAACUAUAAAAAGAAUGAAAAAGCUAGGGGUGGGAAAGGAUACAGGGACAAGUUGGAUUGAGUUGGAGAAACAAGUUCAUAGCUUUGUUGUUGAUGAUCGUAUGCACCCACAAACAGAUGUAAUUUUCAGUGUUUUACUAGUGUUAUUCAGACAUUUGACAGAUGAAGGAUAUGUUCCGAAUAAGAGAUUCAUUCUAUGCUGCUGGGAUGAUGAAAUAGCUGCUUCAUUGCAAAAUCAAGAUGAAUGAGGUUUCUUUCUUUCUAUUCUGCAAAUCAUAAUUUUCUACUCUUUAUCUUGUUGAGACAAAAGGGCAUGAUGCAACAAGUAUUACAUU
Cynara cardunculus var. scolymus (artichoke) is the source of this 2066-nucleotide messenger RNA. Its product is annotated as pentatricopeptide repeat-containing protein At3g05340. The transcript has a single exon. The record is from RefSeq and is a predicted model, not a curated record. Gene Ontology annotation, biological process: RNA modification. Gene Ontology annotation, molecular function: protein binding; RNA binding. The coding region runs from base 6 to 1979 and encodes 657 amino acids. NCBI's taxonomy places the organism in Eukaryota, Viridiplantae, Streptophyta, Magnoliopsida, Asterales, Asteraceae.